CAUUUUCCUACUUCCACACGGAGCGGGAUCCAACCCCUUGUGAAACUGAGACAUUCCCAGAUCUGGUCCUGUCCAUAUUUUGACCAAGUGACUGGCCCAGAAGCGGGUAAUAGGAAGAAAAAAAAAAGAUGUUUCCAGAUAUAUAAGAAACAAACAAACACUUCAUAAGAUAAUAAAGCAUGAAGAUGUUUGCAGUUUAUCUCUAUACAACAUUGUUACUGCUCUCCAGUGUAUCUCAUGGCGCAGUGUUCCUACAGCGCCAGAGAGCUCACCACAUCCUAAGGAAGCGUGCCAAUCAGUUCAUGGAAGAAAUACGUCCUGGCAAUCUAGAGCGGGAAUGCUAUGAAGAGGCCUGCUCCAAAGAGGAGGCUCGGGAGAUUUUCAAGUCCCAGGAGAAAACUACAGAGUUUUGGUACCAUUAUAAAGAUCUCAGUCCCUGCAAAGAAAACCCAUGCCAAAACGGAGGAAUAUGCCAACAGUACCACUACACUUACACAUGUCUGUGUCCUCCAAAAUAUAAUGGGAGACACUGUGAAAAUGAGCGUUAUGAAUGUUGGUAUAAGAAUGGAGGCUGCUGGCAGUACUGUACGGACACUACUCAGAGUGUCAGCUGCUCCUGUGCACUGGGGUACGCUCUACAGGAGGAUGGCAAAAAAUGUGCCAAGUCUGCUCAAUUUCCUUGUGGUUUGACAGCCAGUUCAACACGUUCCCUAUUCGAUCCUAUUUCAGACAAUCCUUCCUUCUCUAGUGAAGGAAACAUGGGUAAUGAGAAUGGAAGAAUACUCCAGGGGAGAGACAAUGCAAUGGCUCACGGUAGUAAUGAAACUGAGGAAAAUCGAACUGACACUCCACAUUCCAGUGCCGGGACAGGGAAGGAAAGGGAUGAUUUUGAGAAAGAAGCCAGCAAUGGUAGCACAGCUUUUCCAUCUCUCCACAGUACAAACGGAUCAACUGAAAUCAAUCCUAAUAUUGAAUUAGACUGGACACAUAACAAGACUGAUUCAUCUGAGAGGCACAGUAGGAAUGAGAGUGCUGAAUCUGUACCCAACAUAAAUAGCUUGGGGAACAGUCUGAAUGAGACAACAGAAAGUCGGCAGGUGGAUGGGAAUGCUUGGAUUCACGAUAUGAAUAGAACUUCAACAAAAGAUCCUGAUACUGAAAUACUCAGUACAGUUGUGGGGGAUUUACCAGCUGAGACAGGGGGAAGGAAUGAAACAGAAUGGAGGCAAGGUGAUGUUCCUACUGCUGAAAAGAGGCCUAUUAAUAGGACCAGCUUAGAUCUUAAUGAGAUUGGUGGAUCUGUACGAGCUUCCAGAUCUGGGACUAUGAAGUCAGCUUGGGAAGAGAACUAUGAGCAGGCCUCAGUGGAGCCUGAUUAUUAUACAUCCGAUGGGAACGUUCGCAUUGUUGGAGGGAUGCGCUGUGAACUUGGCCAGUGCCCCUGGCAGGUUCUAAUCCGUAACAGCCGUGGGUCUGGUUUCUGCGGCGGAAGCCUGAUCAGCAGUCGGUGGGUACUUUCUGCUGCACACUGCUUUGAAAGCCAAACGGCCCAUCAUGUUACCAUCGGGGAUUAUGACACAUACCGCCGAGACAUGGAUGAACAGAAGAUUGCUGUGCUCCAGGUGUUUCCCCAUCCACAUUUCCUGGCAGAGUUCUAUGACCACGAUAUUGCUCUGCUGUUCCUGCGUAGUCCUGCUUUUUUUGGUGAAUAUUCUCGACCUAUUUGCUUGCCCAGCCCAGGACUUGGAAACAUGCUAACUCAGGAGGGACAGACGGGGCAAGUGAGUGGUUGGGGAGCUACUCGACAGUUUGGUCCCUACACUCGGUUUCUGCUGAAAGUACGACUGCCGAUUGUGAGCCAAGAUACAUGCAUGGCUUCCACAGAAAAUAUAUUGACCGGAAACAUGUUCUGUGCUGGAUACAAGGAAGGUGUAAAGGAUGCAUGUAGCGGGGACAGUGGUGGUCCAUUUGCAGUUUUAUUCCAUGACACCUGGUUCCUUGUGGGAGUGGUGAGCUGGGGCGAUGGCUGUGCAGAAAAAGGAAAGUACGGGGUGUACACAAGAGUAGGCAAUUAUAUCGCAUGGAUAAAGGAGACAAUCAUGGAGAUUGAGGAGGGCGAGGAGUCGUUAGUCAGCACAUUACAAUAGCUACUUAUUCCUGUAACAGAGGUCUCGAUAAUCCCAAGUAACUGUUCAAAGGCAGUAACGUAUGUGAUCUCAUGCCUGUACACUAUAUAGAGCUGACUAAAGAGCAGCUUCUGAGAUAUCAAGUGCCGUGGCCCUCGUACAUUCAUGGACACUUACACAUUGUCAUUUUACAAAUGUUACUUCCUCUGCCCUUUAUAUUUUGAAAGCUAUUAAAGGAGAACUAAACCCUCCAUGGUGAUAAGUCCCCACUGGCUCCCCUCCACUGCCCCCCCCCUGCACAG
Molecule: messenger RNA, 2428 nt
Organism: Xenopus laevis (African clawed frog)
Lineage: Eukaryota; Metazoa; Chordata; Amphibia; Anura; Pipidae
Gene: proc.2.L
Product: coagulation factor VII-like
Exons: 10
Coding region: 180-2147 (655 amino acids)
Source: RefSeq, a predicted model, not a curated record